AUGGUCAACUGGAUCCUCGGCGACAAGUUUCAUGAGAGGUACCCUCAUCUGGAUGGCGUCAAGGCGCUGUGGGAGACCAAAUGGAAGUUUCCUUGCACCCUGGGGGUGUAUCCUUUCCACGACGGCAAGCUCGAAGACUUUCAACCCAUCUUCGAGAGCCUGAUCCGAGACAACGUGAACGAUGCCUACACAGACACAUACACCGAGUACUUCCUGCCGACGGCCGAGAAGCUCACCGAUGCAGCCAUGUCUGCCCAAGCCUCAGACCGCGCAAAAGCUGCCGCUCUGUUCAAACGCGCCGCCUGUGUAUAUCGGAUAUCCCGAUUCCCUUCCAUUGAUGCAGGCUCUGGAUUGAAGAGAAAGGCAUUUGAGCUUCAAAAACAGGUGUAUCUGAGAGGUGCAAGCUUGUGGGACACUCCCAUGAAAGAGGUCAAGAUCCCACAUACCGCAGCUGAAGGUGAAGACGGCAACGAGGUCCCACUGUUUGUGAGGCUUCCGCGAGGAGCGAGUAGUGAGAAGAAAUGUCCGGUAGUGCUGCUGAUCACAGGAUUGGACGGACAUCGACCAGACAACACAGAGCGGACAGACGAGUUUCUCGACCGUGGCUGGGGCUGCGUGAUCACCGAAAUCCCAGGGACAGCCGAUUGCCCCGCGGCCCGUCGUGACCCAACAUCUCAUGAACGACUGUUCACGUCGAUCCUGGACUGGAUGGACAAACAGCCGUCCUUCAACAUGGCCAAAUGCAUGGCCUGGGGUCUUUCUGCUGGGGGCUACUGCGCUAUUCGAUUAGCACAUACUCACCACUCAAGGCUUGCCGGAGUCGUUGCCCAAGGCGCCGGGUGCCAUCUGUUCCUGAGCCGAGAGUGGCUUGAACACGUCGACGACCACGAAUACCCCUUCAUCCUCAGCGAGGCAUACGUUGCCAAAUACGGAUACAGGGACUGGGAAGAGAUGAAGGACAAGGCGCAAAAGGACUUCAGUCUGGUUGAGAGCGGCAUUGUCAACGGUCCCUGUUGCAGACUGCUCCUGGUCAACGGCACUCACGAUGGUCUGGUUCCCAUAGAGGACAACAUCCUUCUUAUGAACUACGGUCGCCCUAAGGAAGCUCGGUUCUAUGACAAAAUGCUGCACAUGGGCUAUCCACCUGCAAAUGAGAGCAUCUGGCCCUGGAUGGAAUCCAUUAUGGCGUCGGCGUCAUAA
Messenger RNA from Fonsecaea multimorphosa CBS 102226, 1200 nucleotides. RefSeq lists its product as uncharacterized. Bases 1 to 1200 code for a protein of 399 amino acids. The transcript is spliced from 2 exons. Lineage: Eukaryota; Fungi; Ascomycota; Eurotiomycetes; Chaetothyriales; Herpotrichiellaceae. The record is from RefSeq and is a predicted model, not a curated record.